Messenger RNA from Nezara viridula (southern green stink bug), 210 nucleotides. NCBI's taxonomy places the organism in Eukaryota, Metazoa, Arthropoda, Insecta, Hemiptera, Pentatomidae. The record is from the annotation of a GenBank genome assembly.
AUGAGCGCGUUUGUCAAGUGCAAAAUCAAUCGUGAGAGAGCCGGUGAGAAAAAAAAAAAAAGGACGAUCUUCACGUCUUACCAACUGGAAGAGCUGGAGAAGGCCUUCAAGGAAGCCCACUAUCCCGACGUAUACGCAAGGGAAAUGCUAUCGUUAAAGACAGACCUCCCGGAAGAUAGGAUACAGGAGGAAUGGGGAUUUAGCCGGUAG